AAACGUAUGUAUGGUAAUAGUGUUAUUUCCUGAAGAAUCGACUUCGUUAGCCAUCCAUUCUCACAAUACCAUUAACGCGGCGUUUCUCCCGACGCUCCGGCUCCGCCAUGAACACUGAGUCAGUUGUCGAGUUCCUGGGAAACGUCCCCCUGCUGCAGAGGUUACCGAGUUCUUCUCUGAAGCGAAUCUCUGAAGUUGUCGUGUUCAAGCGUUUCGGCAAAGGGGAGUAUAUUGUUCACGAAAAUCAAGCUUGGGAUGGAGUCUAUUUCAUAUGGGAAGGAGAGGCCGAGGUUUCUGGAUCGAUCGGAGAGGAAAACCGUCCCGAGUUUCUCUUGAAACGAUAUGAUUACUUUGGUCAUGGUAUAUCCGGGCCUGUCCAUUCAGCAGACGUAGUCGCUCUAUCUGAGCUCACCUGUUUAUUGUUGCCAUGCGAUCAUUGUGCUCUGCUUGAGACAAAGUCAAUCUGGCACUCAGAGAAGGCACCUGAGACAUGCUCUCUUGUGGAACACAUAUUGCAUCUGGAGCCAUUAGAAUUGAAUAUAUUCCGGGGGAUCACAUUACCUGAGGCCCCAAAAUUUGGAAAAGUUUUUGGUGGACAAUUUGUAGGACAGGCACUUGCUGCAGCAUCAAAAACUGUUGAUUUCCUUAAGAUUGUCCAUAGUUUACAUUCCUAUUUUCUUCAAGUUGGAGAUUUUAACAUGCCCAUCAUUUAUGAAGUCCAUCGAAUACGUGAUGGUAACAACUUUGCAACACGGAGAGUGGAUGCUAUACAGAAAGGAAAUGUCAUAUUCACGUUAUUUGCAUCAUUUCAGAAAGAGCAAGAAGGAUUUGACCAUCAGGAGACAAAAAUGCCAGCGGUUCCUGAUCCUGAUACACUGCUAUCAAUGGAGGAGCUGCGUGAAAGGCGUAUAACUGAUCCCCGUCUUCCUAUGAGCUACAGGAACAAAGUUGCUACUUCAAAUUUUGUCCCCUGGCCCAUAGAGAUUCGGUUUUGUGAGCCCAACAGUUCUACAAAUCAGACAAAAUCACCUCCGAGAUUAAGGUAUUGGUUUAGAGCCAAGGGUAAACUGUCAGAUGACCAAGCUUUGCACCGAUGUGUGGUUGCAUAUGCAUCGGAUCUGAUAUUCGCUGGUCUCAGUUUGAACCCUCACCGGAGAAGAGGUCUGAGACUAGCUGCACUUAGCCUGGACCACUCGAUGUGGUUUCACCGACCUCUAAGAGCCGAUGACUGGUUACUGUUUGUGAUGGUGAGUCCAACCGCAUUCCAGACGAGGGGGUUUGUCACUGGUGAGAUGUUCAACAGAAAAGGAGAGCUGGUGGUGUCAUUGACGCAAGAGGCGUUGCUAAGAGAAGCCAGGCCUCCCAAGCCCCCCUCCCUCACCUCUAAUCUCUGAAACGUCGGAUAUGAUAUAUAAAAACAGCAUUUUUGUUCUAUUUCCCUGUCUUUCCUUUUUUUUCCAUAUAUAUAAAAUAAAGGACAACAUCAAAUCAACCGUAUGUUGCAUGGUUUAAAUAUAUUUAUAAUAAAACCCAACCCAACUGUGUGUGAUUAUUUGUCUUUU
Molecule: messenger RNA, 1562 nt
Organism: Tarenaya hassleriana
Lineage: Eukaryota; Viridiplantae; Streptophyta; Magnoliopsida; Brassicales; Cleomaceae
Product: acyl-CoA thioesterase 2
Exons: 17
Coding region: 108-1394 (428 amino acids)
Biological process (GO): fatty acid catabolic process; acyl-CoA metabolic process
Molecular function (GO): fatty acyl-CoA hydrolase activity
Source: RefSeq, a predicted model, not a curated record